AUGGGGACCAAAGGUCUUUACUUUGUCCGCUGUCAUGGCAGAUACUUCGUCUAUUAUAAUCAGUAUGACAGCUAUCCCGAGGGCCUCGGUGACGCUAUCUUCAAUCGAGACGUUUACGCACGUCUGGUGAAGCAGCUUGAAACCCAGGUUUUCCCCAUCACUGCCCAGACCAGUGAGGAAGAAGACUCUCCCGUCGCGCUGAGAGAACGGUUUGAGGGCAGUUUCCUCGCUGUUGACGACCAGCUUGAGCUCCCCCCUCUUCAAACAAUCCUACCCGAGUUGAAUUCGUGGCUUAUUGAAUGGACCUACACCCUCGACUUUGACCGUGAGGUCCUAACUGUGGAUCACUCUUUGCACUUCAAUCUUUCCAAAAUCUCGCGUGACAAAGAAUGGAUCAAGUAUUUGAAGGUAGACCGUCGGCAUCGUCGCGCUGCUAGUGAUUCUACACCUGCUGGGCUGGUUGCCAAGCUCGCCUGGAAGCCAGAAGCUCACAGCAACCCUAGUGACACGGCUUGUCAGCUCGAUAUUCAGGUGGUCUCUCCAGAGGCCUUCUAUGACCGGCAAGAAGUGACGUCUCCGCGCGAACUCUUGCUGGGCUCCAUCUUUACGGCCAUGCACAAUACAUACCGGGAAACCCUAGAUGGCUCUGUUUUGGAGUGGGAUCCAAGUUGCUUUUCCUUUAGAGAGAUGGCGUUUGCUGUACUUUCUAUUGCCUCGGGUGCACUAUCCUUUGAGUUCUAUGGUACUCUUGACUCAAAUCACAAAGAAGACGGCUACUUCUUGAAGCAUGACAGUGACUCCACUGGAUUAUAUGCGUCAGAUGCUCCGCCAACCGUCAUUCCACGGCUCCUGUAUGAGUCUCAUCUACCAGGAGUCGAGCCCGGAUCAGCACCCAAAGGCAGAACUUACUGGUUCAGAGACGUCCUCGUAUAUCUGACUUCCAGGCUUGACUUAAUCGAGGUUGAAGAGUCAGCGGUUGCUGAAGCUGUGAGGACUGGUUUUGAACAGGGCCUCAAGCACUUCUACGCCAUAGUCUUCUCAAUUUUAGACGUGGUGCUGCUUCGUGUUCAAGAGGACGCAUGCGGUCGUGCUCACGUGUAUAGAUCCGGUCUGAUGACAUUGUUCCAAUUUGACGACAAGAACUCGCGAUUUGUGAACGGUCCUCGCACAAGAGCACGUUCCACUCAUAAGAAAGAAGAGUCUUCUAGCUCGGCAGAGGGCCUUCCUAGUCUUCAAAUCCCAGAGGGUACUGAUAUUGAGCCUGAGAACAUUUCUAGCGCCCUGCAAGAAGAGGUUGACAAUAUUGAGCCCGAAGGAGCUGCUGUCAAUGACACACAAGAAGAAUCCCAGCUUGAACACUCGGUCAGCGGCUUGAACUCGUCGAAUGACAUGACAAUUCACGAGGACGCUACUUUUGACCCUCCACAUCCGAUCAUGAAGACAACCUCUGCUUUUAGUAUAGUUUCACGCUUCUUCAGUGCAGCAACCUCCCGAAAUUCCGCCGGUGCAAGCUCGGGCAUCUUUCCUAAUGAGGUUCUGGAGAACAUCAUGCAAUACACCGAUGCACAAACCUACCACAGACUCGCUGCAGUGUCGGCUUACUGUCAUAAAAUAAGUACCCGCGAAUUUCGUUUGGAUGAUGAGUAUACGGUGGUCGGUUUCGACUCUCAUAAAGGGAAGUUUGCCUUGAAAAACUUGCAUUCUGGGGAGACUGUUCUCUCGAGAAUUGAUACACAUAGCCAAAGAAGCGAAGAUUCAAGCUUAUGUCCGGUGAUUGGGAUGGUAGGUUCCACCAGACGGAGCAUGCUAGACUCUGUGGGCCUGUACUUUCGUGAAGAAAUUCCGGAGCAUCCCCGCUACACGAAGAAGAUAGCUAUGCCCAGGCAGAAGGGUUAUUACUUCAGCCACAACCGGCAUUGCCCAGGGCCUAACCACUUAAUCAAUAUUCCCGAUCAUAUGUACGUCGGGUCUAUCGAAGAUGGCUGGGGCAGGUACAUCACGGGCUUAAUACAAGGCAGUAACGGCAGUGAGCCUUAUCAAUUCAUCAACUACGCCUACUUACAGAGGGCAAAGUUUCCUUGCCUUUUCCCCCCCAGGCUCCGCGAACUGAACAUGGAACAGUUCAAUUGCUAUGGUCUUCACUGUUAUAUUCGUCAUGUGCGUGAUGAGACCCCUGGAGAAUGGGACAUAACAAUGAAGCAUGCUGUGCGCCAGCUUCACAUCCACGAAAUGUCGAGUUCAGCGGAUAAUGCUAGAGUUCGAGGGCGUCCCGUGAUUGUGGCCUUUUCCACCAAACUCAGGUUCUUCUUUUACGUCCAUCAUUCCAUGAAGAUUCAUAUACUUGCCCAGAAUGCUCGUGCGCGCUGCGUGGAGAUCGCCUCGCGGUGCACAGAGCCCGAGCCCGAGCGUCGUCUUGUCCCUCUUAUUGCCCAGGGUGAAACUUUUGAUCUGGCUGACAAGGAAUUGAGAAAUGAGCUUGAGGACUGGGUUACGUUCUUCUGCGGUCGAGAAGGCCUGAUCUCUGAUUGCGAUCCCUUCCCCGAAGAACAGCAGCCCCCUAUCACGGACCCGGACUUGCAAGUCUGAGCGCAUUGUGCAGGCCCCUCUUGGCUUCCUCUAUGAGCACGACUGCAACGCCUGGAUUUUGUGUGAGCACUUGCUAAGAUCUG
Molecule: messenger RNA, 2669 nt
Organism: Aspergillus heteromorphus CBS 117.55
Lineage: Eukaryota; Fungi; Ascomycota; Eurotiomycetes; Eurotiales; Aspergillaceae
Exons: 3
Coding region: 1-2586 (861 amino acids)
Source: RefSeq, a predicted model, not a curated record